AUGAACCACAAAUUGGAUCCGAUUGGCCACAAAACGCGGCACGAGGAGUACGCCAGUCUACACCCGACCAGGGAUUACUACCGAGGAGAUCGUGUGUACGUCGCACAGCAGUAG
Molecule: messenger RNA, 114 nt
Organism: Phytophthora nicotianae INRA-310
Lineage: Eukaryota; Oomycota; Peronosporomycetes; Peronosporales; Peronosporaceae
Exons: 3
Coding region: 1-114 (37 amino acids)
Source: RefSeq, a predicted model, not a curated record